UUUCAUAGUAAACGAAUGACAAUGCUGGUCCCUUGAUGGAUGGAGAUCAGGGUAGAGAAUAAGGUCAGAGAGCAAUGCGACGUGUUAUGGGGUGGUGGUGUUUAGAUCCACCGCUGUUUGGAUAAUUAAAAUAGCUCCCCACGCAAGCUAAUAAUUGACAGAAUCUCGUUAGACACACUUUACCAGUCAGAUAUUCAUUAGCCGCCGGGGGGGGGGCUAUUACUGUGUCAUGGAUGUACGCAUAAUAAGAGAAAUGGGUGAUGAUGAGUUCUAUGAUUAUAAUUCAACUACUUAGGGACAGACUUAGGACAGACGGUAACAGGCGCCUCUUUUUUAUUUUGUUUUUGUUUUAAAUGUAUAGUACUCAAAGCUGUGCACUCUUUUUUGGACCAGACUAUUAUAUAAAACAUGCGCAAGGAUAAUGUGUUUGUCUUGGGGUAUAAUGUAAAAGUAACAGGAUAAUGGAUAUUACAUAAAUCCAAUGAGAAACGUUGCAAGGGUAGGAUAAAGACAUAGAAACACAGGCCAACACUUCCAGCAGCGUGAAGGGGGGACCCGUCUGAGAAUUUCAAUCGUUCUCACAAAUGACAGCUGUGAAGGCACAAGGGAGUGGUAAACGGUAUCAGUCGUAGGUAAAUAAUGACAUUCCGCCUUAACUGAGAUAAUUACUACGCCUCCUUAAAAAAACAUUGCAGUUCCUGAAAAUGGAACAUUGGAACCAAUCGGCAAAUUGCUAACCUGUUCCAUAUGACCUUGAGCUGAGGGCAGUCUUAAUAGAACUUCAAGCCGAGGCUGUCCGGGACUGGCCAACUCCUACGUCAUCAGAGCCUGAGCUGCCACUCAUCAAACAUGGCAACACCUUCUCCGGUGGCACCAACCACAGGCGAUGAUGAUAGUUUCCCAUUGGGUCUGAAACACUGUCACAUGAUCCACCCACACUCCUCCACAUAGAGAAGUCUCUUCACCGCUCCAGCCCAGGACAAAAUACGACGCUGCCCACAACAGCCAGAACAGGCCGCACUGUUUGAAGAUGCUGUCUCGGUCUAUGGUCUCCAUGUUCAUGUUUGCCUGCGGGGGUGUGAUGGGGUGCUUGCUGUUUUAUUAUGCUGUUGGCAAGGUGAGGCUGCAGAUGGCACAGCCGAUGACGCUGUACUCUUCCGGACACCAGCACGACCUUCAGUAUCACCAGCCAUUGAGAAACACCACUGCAGACCCAUCCCCUGACUCUGGGGUGCGAAUCCUGUGCUGGGUGAUGACCUCGCCGCAGUCCCUCCAAUCCAAGGCGCGGCACAUCAAGACCACCUGGGGGCGCCGCUGCGACGAGCUCCUCUUCAUGAGCUCCGUGUCCGACCCCUCAUUCCCUGCCCUGGGCCUGAACACCUCGGAGGGGCGCAGCCAGCUGUACCGCAAGACCAUGGCUGCCUUCACCCUGCUGCAUGACCGCUACCUGCAGCACGCAGACUGGUUCCUCAAGGCUGACGACGACAGCUACGUGGUGAUGGAGAACCUUCGGCGGCUGCUGUCCAAGCACGACCCCCAGGACCCGGUGUACCUGGGCCGGCGCUUCAGCCCCUAUCUCAAGCAGGGCUACAUGAGCGGAGGGGCGGGCUACGUGCUGAGCAGGGAGGCCCUGCAGCGCUACGUGGGGGGCCUGCGGGACGGCACAUGCACCCACACCUCCUCUGUGGAGGACCUGGCUCUGGGGAGGUGUCUGGAGAAAGUGGGGGUCCCAGCAGGAGAUUCCCGAGACCAGCUGCACAGGGAGAGCUUCCACCCCUUCCCUCCAGACCACCUGCUCAUCCCAGGCUCCCUGCCGGCCAGCCACUGGUACUGGAGCUACAACUACUACAACACUCCCAACGGGCCGAAUUGCUGCUCCGACCUCUCCAUCUCCUUCCACUAUGUGGACCCCGUCUACAUGCACACGCUGGAAUAUUACAUCUACCACCUUCGAGCCGUCGGCUACCAGCACAGAGACAACACUGACUUCUCAGUGCCAGCUCAUUGAUACAGCUUGCAGCCAAGGGGCUUGAACGAGGGCACGAGGAGCUAGUACUACAGUGCACUCCAGUACUUCUCAAAGGACUGUAUCACAGCAAUAUCAUGGUCUGUUAUAUUUUGAUUCAUGCUUUGUAUUGGAGAAAAAGCCUUGUAAAUCUCCACCUUUUAUUGUAAAUGCUGUAAGAUAUUGGCAUGUCUCCCUGUUUUGAAGCCAGUGCAAAGGCACAUUUUCAGACAGCAAUAAAAUAUUUUGAACAAUGCAAA
Molecule: messenger RNA, 2265 nt
Organism: Acipenser ruthenus (sterlet)
Lineage: Eukaryota; Metazoa; Chordata; Actinopteri; Acipenseriformes; Acipenseridae
Product: glycoprotein-N-acetylgalactosamine 3-beta-galactosyltransferase 1-like
Exons: 6
Coding region: 1031-2008 (325 amino acids)
Cellular component (GO): membrane
Molecular function (GO): N-acetylgalactosaminide beta-1,3-galactosyltransferase activity
Source: RefSeq, a predicted model, not a curated record